UAAGUCUAGGAAGAACACAGCAACGUGAGAACCGUACAGAGCUGGUUAACAACGCAGCGAGAGUGAGCUCAACUCAGGCGUGGCCAGACAUCGUAGCAACGACCUUUGUACCGCACAGGCCACCCUGUGUGAGGUCACCUGCUUCCUCCCUCACGUCCUGUCUGAGCGGUGAGACUGAGCCAGAACUAGAGGUUCCCCUGGGCGAUGAGGGAAUGGACCUGGUGCCUCAGAGUAAGAUGAGCUCCGAGGGAGCCGAGGGCAGACCUGCCCCUCCCGCCUCACUGCCCCUCCAGGGCGGCCCCUCCCAGAGGAAGAAGCUCUCCGCCCCCCGGAUCAGUCUCUCAUUGGACCAGAGCGAAGAUGACGCCCUUGAGACGCCCGACGACCUGGACAUUAACGUUGACGACCUGGACACACCCGACGAGGGAGAUUACCUGGACUACACGGACCAUGAAAUGGACUGGGAGGAUCCUCCUCCAGCCAAUCGUAGCGCAGCACGGGAGCCGGUUGAACCGAUCCCGACUUGCAGUUCUGAGGAGGAGCGGCAGGAUGGCCGGCUGUGGAGGUCGGUGGUCAUCGGAGAGCAGGAACACCGCAUCAACAUGAAGAGCAUCGAACCCUACCAGAAAGUCAUCUCCCAUGGAGGCUACUAUGGAAACGGGGUUAACGCCAUUAUCGUGUUUGCGGCGUGUUUCCUGCCCGACAGCGACCGAGAGGACUACCACGAAGUCAUGGAGAACCUCUUCCUGUAUGUGAUCAGCACCCUGGAGCUGAUGGUGGCAGAGGACUACAUGAUUGUCUAUCUGAAUGGAGCCACGCCCCACCGCAGGAUGCCUGGCCUGGGUUGGCUGAAGAAGUGCUACCAGAUGAUUGACAGGAGACUCAGGAAGAAUCUGAAGUCAUUCAUCAUCGUUCACCCAUCCUGGUUCAUCAGGACCUUCUUGGCUGUCACCAGACCCUUCAUCAGCACAAAGUUCAGCAACAAGAUAAAGUAUGUGAACAGCCUGACAGAGCUGCAGGAGCUCAUCCCCAUGGAAUACGUCCACAUCCCAGAGUGCAUCAUUAGAGUCGACGAGGAGCUGAAGGAAGCAGCAGAGCACUCAAAAAUGAACAGCUUUCUCCAGGGCCCGGAGCCAGCCCAAGCCAGACCAGAACCAGACAAAGGCAGUGCCAGCAGCUCCACCUGAGCCGGCAGCCCUUCUGACGCAGCAGAACCACCUGCUCCACCUCCACCUCCACCUGCAUCCUCCACUCUUCCAUCUCCUCUCAUGAGCUGGACAAGACAUAGGGCAUGUUACUAAUCGUGUUCUGUGUGUUUGUGUGUGUGUGCGUGUGUAACAGUCCUGCGUCGAGUAGAAUAUGAAUUUAAUGGAAUAUGAAAACACGACUUAGGGUUCCUGUUAGCAUUAAGGCUGUACAAGCACUGAAUCAUCUACUGUCUAUGCCCCAGCACUUCACAGACCGUGUAGAGUGGAUAUACAAGAGAACACGUACAUCCUAUGACUGUUCUCCCGUCCUACUUCACAUCAGGAUGAGAGACGCUGCACACAAAUCCACUUUUAGCGUAUGAGUUAUGUCAUUGAUGCCGACAUGCAUGAUGAGCACAGAGCAAUAAUGUCACCCCUUUAUUGUGUUUGUUAAGCUAUGAUGGGAUGUUCCGAGAGAUGGGGAUAGUUGUAACCGUGGCAACCGUGGCAGAAUAAGAUCUGCUGACUGUGACAGGAGGAAACCCCCGCCCCCUUGGGAGAACGACCAACAAAUGCGUCUCAUCAAUCUAGUUUCUUGCUUAGUGUUUAGAGGAGGGAGUGAAGGUGGACUAGAUCUGUUUAUCUGCUCUGACUCUGUGUGACGUUGGAGAAGUGAUUGUGUGUGAAAUCGAGCUGUCAGUACAUUUUGAGCGCAUGUCCUUUCCGACGCCCGCACUGCCAGUGUGUGUUCUGUCAGUCUGCGUUGCCGUCAGACUCUUGUGGAACGUGUACACGGUUUUCGUCUAUUGUUUCUUCUUCUUCUUCUUCCUGCGUCAACAGGAAAUGACCUCAGAGGGAGUGAGAGAGGUAGAUAGGUCUCCGUAAAGCACAAUAUCGACAUCUGUGUGUGUGUCAGUGUGGGCAUGUGUGCAUGUGUCACUGGGAGUGUUUGUGAUUUUGUGUGUUUGCAUAUGUGUGUGUGUGUGUGUGUUUGUUAUUGUGUAUGAGCAGUUGCAUAUGUGUCUUUGUGUGUGUGUGUGUGCAUGUUCCUCAAUGAAAUAUCAGGUGGCCCAGGAAACUCAACAACAGUGUGUGUAACGUGCAAUGGAAAAAUUAAACACUAUGUAGUAAUCAAUAAACAAUUAACUCUGAACUUUGCAGUGUUUUUGAUCUUGUAGAGGUACCAGUUGCUUUCCUUGGAUUAAUUGCCACAGAUGAAUAAAUAUAAUGUCCGUCACCAUU
Messenger RNA from Osmerus eperlanus (European smelt), 2429 nucleotides. It is a transcript of the gene prune2, whose product is annotated as prune homolog 2 with BCH domain. Gene Ontology annotation, biological process: apoptotic process. The record is from RefSeq and is a predicted model, not a curated record. Gene Ontology annotation, cellular component: cytoplasm. The coding region runs from base 213 to 1187 and encodes 324 amino acids. NCBI's taxonomy places the organism in Eukaryota, Metazoa, Chordata, Actinopteri, Osmeriformes, Osmeridae. The transcript has 11 exons.